GCGAGGAAGAUGUCGAUGUCGUCGCCGUCUCCGUCGGGGCCUGGAGGAGCGGAACCCCCGCGCGGGCCGCCCCCGGGCGUCCGGCGGCGGUGGGAGUUGUACCGCGCCGGGGCUCCUGGCGGGUUGGCCUCGAGCACCGCGGUGGACGCGACCCGGCGCGGGCUGAAGGUCCGCAACGCCCUCACGGCGCUCGGCAUCGGCGCGGUGGUCGUAGGAAUUUAUGCCUACACCAUUCAUUCCAUCUCCCAAGAACGCUUCUUGGACGAGCUUGAACGGGAUGCCGAAGUCAUGCAGGCCCGAAGAGCAAAGGCUUCAGUGGAAUGAGGAUGACGGAGUACUUCCACUUUAAGAAGCACAGGGACACGAUGCCAUCUGUGAUGCCAGCUGAGGAUGUGUUGGCAGUGACCUGGGGCAUUGAUACCCCACUGCUGCUCAGAGAACUGGCUUCUUCCAUCUGUUUAUAAACUCUUUGCCAUGCGUAACAUGUCAAAGCCUCCUAACAAUUUCAGAUACUGUAUUUAAUGUGAAAGAACAAUAAAUCAGUUAUGUGGAUUAUG
Lacerta agilis (Sand lizard) is the source of this 557-nucleotide messenger RNA. RefSeq lists its product as uncharacterized. Gene Ontology annotation, cellular component: mitochondrial inner membrane. NCBI's taxonomy places the organism in Eukaryota, Metazoa, Chordata, Lepidosauria, Squamata, Lacertidae. The coding region runs from base 10 to 324 and encodes 104 amino acids. The transcript is spliced from 2 exons. Gene Ontology annotation, biological process: mitochondrial respiratory chain complex IV assembly. The record is from RefSeq and is a predicted model, not a curated record.